UCAAUGUGGCCCCAGAAGUGCCACCUGUCAGUGUCCAUCAAUGCCACGUGCCAGUGCCCAUCAGUGCCACAUCAAUGCCACAUAUCAGUGCAUACCAGUGCACAUCAAUGCCACAUAUCAGUGCCCAUCUGAGCUGCCUUUCAAUGUCACCCAUCAGUGCUAGUCAGUGCCACCUAUCAGUGCUGCCAAUCAGUACCACCUAUCAGUGCCAUGCCCAUCAGUGCCACCUAUCAGUGUCCAUCAGUGCAGCCUAUCAGUGCCCAUCACUGCAGCCUCAUUAGCGCACAUCAGUGAAGGAGAAAAAUCACCUAUUUACAAAAUUGUAUAA
This is a messenger RNA of Staurois parvus, 328 nucleotides long. The record is from the annotation of a GenBank genome assembly. NCBI's taxonomy places the organism in Eukaryota, Metazoa, Chordata, Amphibia, Anura, Ranidae.